GCCCGCUCUGCUCUUCCCGUUGUCUUUUCACACAUGCUGCAGUUAUAUAUUAGAUGUGUUUUGUUCUUUGGGAGGAUGAGAGAAGGUUUGAAGAUCAGUGAAUAACUGCUGACAGUUACUUGAAACAUUUGCCAUGUGUAGAUGUAACAGCAGAAAACAUCUAACAUCACAGUCUUAAAGUGUCUGUCUGCUUUUAAAAAGACAGAAAAGCGGGUAAAAAAAUGAUAUUCUCUCUCUCUGAAGAUAUGAUUUGUGACACCGUUCCUUCUGAACAGCAAUGUUCUAAUGUUGAUGUGAUUUAUGAUUUAAAAGGCCUGAACCAAUAUGGAUCUUAUUCCUUGCAUCUGAAGUAUAGCACCAACUCCUAAUUAGAUCUCACCUGAGCCCAAAGUCUCUCUGAAUCCAACUCUCCCUUGAUGAUGAGCUUUAUUUUUUGAGAAUCCGGAUGGGAAGAUGAUGCAGAUCAAUUUGACCGGGUUUCUGAAUGGGAAGAACGCUCGAGAGUUCAUGAAGGACCUCUGGCCGCUGUUGCUAAGUGCCCAGGAGAACAUCGCUGGUAUCCCGUCUGCCUUCCUGGAGCAGAAGAAAGAGGAAAUCAAACAGAGACAGAUCGAACAGGAGAAGCUUGCCUCUCUGAAAAAAAUAGAUGAAGAUAAAAGAGAGAAGGAGAGCAAAGAAAGAGCUCAGUCAAAAAGCCCUAAAAGGAGGAAGUCCCGCUCCCCUAUGAAGCGUGACCGUAAGUCCAGUCCCUCUCGAUCACCUCGCAGAAAACCGAGCCCGGCUGCUUCUCCUCCUUCCAGUCCGCCCAAUCAUAAAGAAGAACCAAAGCAAGAACCGGACCAGUCAGAGAGCUCCAAACCAGAGCCGCUCGUUCAGGAGGCUUCUUCUACUAGUGAUCUUGUGGGUGACAUGAAGCCGGACUCUGUGUCUGAGGCUGUAAAAGAGUCAUCUCCAGAUAAAACGUCCAAAUCGGAAGACAGGCCCAAACCCAGAGACCGGGACAGAGAGAAGGAUGGACGUAGAGAUCGCCCACGUCACCGCUCUCGUUCCCGUUCACCUCGCUCUCGCAGACGACCUCGAUCCCGCUCUAGGUCAUUCUCUCCUCGUCGCAGAACUAGCCCCAGGAGGCGAAUCUCUCCAAGACGUAGGAGCCCUCCUAGACGGCGACCACCUUCUAGGCAUAGACGUAGCCGGUCACCUGUCCGCAGGCGGCGCUCUCGCUCCCGGUCCUCCUCUGGUAGUUCCUCCUCUCGGUCACCCCAUAAGAGAGCAGGGAAACGUGGGUCAGUUACCCCACCCAGAAAACUACCACGUCGCUCUGAUCCCUCUAGCCCUUCUAGAAGACGAGGUCGUAGUCCUUCAGGACCAGACACCAGCCCUUCAGCUGUGAAGCACAGGCCUGGUGGAAGAAAUGACUCUCGCUCUCCUUCUCCUAAACCCAGACGGUCCGAUGCAUCAGAGUCCGAGGAGGAGAAGGUGGGCAAAGGGUCAACAGCAGAUUCUGUCCAGCAGCGACGUCAGUAUCGCAGACAGAAUCAGCAGUCCUCUUCAGACUCUGGUUCGUCCUCUUCUUCUGAAGAUGAAGGUUCAAGGAGGCAGAAUAGGGGGGCAGGUGCGAGGAAUGGAGAAAUCAGAAGGCGUCGGAGCCAUUCACCUGCAUCGCCACGGAGACGGCACAGAGAUGCAUCCCCAAGAAAGAGACGUUCUCCAUCACCUGCUGGCCGCAGACAUCGUUCGCCUUCUCCUGUUCGCCGCCGCAGGUCGCCCUCUCCUCCCCCAAGACGCAGAUCUCCAUCUCCACCUCACCGGCGCUUUACUCCCCCUAUCCAGCGCCGAUACAGUCCCUCCCCUCUCCCAUCUCAAAAGAGACGCUCAUCAGGGUCUCCUCCCAAACGCAGAAGGUCUCCAUCCCCUAUGUCCAAGCGUAGAGGGUCUCCAUCACCCGUGUCCAAAAGGAGAGGGUCUCCUUCGCCUGUGUCAAAACGAAGAGGGUCUCCUUCACCUGUUUCAAAACGCAGAGCAUCUCUUUCACCAGUGUCCAAACGCAGAGGGUCUCCAUCACCCGUGUCCAAACGGAGAGGAUCUCCAUCACCUGUGUCUAAGCGUAGAGGGUCUCCUUCACCUGCGUCUAAACGCAGAGCGUCACCUUCACCUGUCGCAAAGCGCAGAGCAUCUCUCUCACCCAUAGCUAGGCGUAGAGGGUCUCCUUCACCUCCUUCACCUGUGUCCAAACGGAGAGCAUCUCCCUCGCCCGUUACUAAGCGCAGAGGAUCUCCCUCACCCAUGGUCAAACGGAGAGGGUCACCCUCUCCUGUGGCUAAACGUCGCUCCUCUCGAUCCCCGAAACGGAGUCGAGGCAGUAGUCCAGGAAAAAGACGUACUCCACCUUCUUCUGCUUCACCCCCACCCCGCCACCGUAGAAGCUCUCCAAAUCCCCCUGCAGCCCAGCGGGGCAGAGACGCUCGCUCUACUCCCCCUGCCCACAGCACUAGAGUGUCUUCCAGUCCUCCAGCUCGAUACGGCCCCUCUGGUUCGUCUCCACAAAGACAAAGACGUCAAGCGUCCCCGUCUCAUAGCACCAGACCCAUUCGCAGGGUUUCCCGCACACCGGAGCCACGCAAAUCUCAGAGAGGUUCUCAGAGCCCCCAGCCAGUAAGGAGUCAGGUUUCACGUUCACCAUCUGCUUCUCCUCCUCCUGCUCCAACGGCUCACAAGCGGCCUGCUUCAGUAUCACCUUCUCGCUCUGCUAGCCGCUCUCCACCUCCACCUGCCAAAAAGAACAGCAGUGUCUCCCCGAGCCCAUCACCUAACAAGAACUCAGAUGCAGAAGGCAGUAAGAAGAAGAAAAAGAAGAAAGAAAAGAAACACAAGAAAGAGAAGAAACACAAGAAGCAUAAGAAACAGAAAAAGGAGAAGAGUGGAGAAGAAAAGAGUGGAGGGCCGGCAGGAGGACACGGACAGGAAGCAGAGCCAGACUCUGACCAGAAAAAGGAAUCAGAGAGUGAAGUAGAAGACAGUUUGGAUGAUCUGGAGAAGCAACUACGUGAGAAAGCCCUCCGCUCAAUGAGGAAGGCCCAGAUGUCUCCAUCAUCUCAGUCCUGAGGAAAUAUCCACCACACCCCACAUUUCCCUCUUUCUCUUCCACUCUUUGCAUUUUAAAUGUUUGAUGUUGGUUCAGCUUUAGAAUGUACAAAUUGUUAAUUCACCCUAGACUUUUGUUUGUUUGGAUUUCUUUUUUUGGCAUGUUUAUUGCUGAGGAGUUUUAUGAUGUGGAAAUGAUUGAGCAGCUGAAUUUUUUUCAUCAGAUUCUGCCCUCUUUUCCACCCUGAAAUACUGUCGACAACUGCUUAUCCAAAAACAAACCUUUUUUAGUCCCCCCUCAUAAAUUCCUGUGUUGCUUUUACGGUCAUGAUGAGAAGAAUAAAAGCUUAUUUGCAGUUCUGAGUUAAUAAUGUACAAGUUAGCCUAUGGAUUCCCUCUUCACUUCAGCAGGACUUUUUACAAGAGUUUUGUUUGCAUGGACGGCAGACCCCAGCGUGUUUGUCCUCUUGUGUGCAUGAUCCAUAAAACCAAAACACCAGAGAGCUGAGCAUUGUGGCAGCGCUCGAGCUCUGCUGUGCACAUGAGAACAAAUCAGUGAAGUCUGUUUUCAUCCUUUAUUUUUUUGCUUUAUAUUUUUUGUAACCUAAGUUGUGUUUGAAAUUGUCGAACCCUGCAGUAAUUUCUGGCUUUGAACAAAGUCACAUUAAAAUGAAAAAAAUA
Labeo rohita (rohu) is the source of this 3762-nucleotide messenger RNA. It is a transcript of the gene srrm1, whose product is annotated as serine/arginine repetitive matrix 1. Gene Ontology annotation, molecular function: RNA binding. Gene Ontology annotation, biological process: mRNA processing; regulation of mRNA splicing, via spliceosome. The record is from RefSeq and is a predicted model, not a curated record. Lineage: Eukaryota; Metazoa; Chordata; Actinopteri; Cypriniformes; Cyprinidae. The coding region runs from base 454 to 3102 and encodes 882 amino acids. Gene Ontology annotation, cellular component: spliceosomal complex. The transcript is spliced from 15 exons.